Molecule: messenger RNA, 6201 nt
Organism: Acanthochromis polyacanthus (spiny chromis)
Lineage: Eukaryota; Metazoa; Chordata; Actinopteri; Pomacentridae
Product: E3 ubiquitin-protein ligase NEURL1
Exons: 6
Coding region: 240-1973 (577 amino acids)
Biological process (GO): negative regulation of Notch signaling pathway; nervous system development
Cellular component (GO): plasma membrane; postsynaptic density
Molecular function (GO): ubiquitin protein ligase activity
Source: RefSeq, a predicted model, not a curated record
GUGAUCCGUGCACGGACCAGAGAGAGACGCUGGAUCUGAAGGCUGCUGCUUCUUGUCGUUGAGGCUUUUGGAUCAACUGAAUCUCUAGUCUGGACUUUUUUUCUUUUUUUUUUUUUUUUUAAAUUCCUGAACGUGUCCUCCUUGCAAUGAUGUCGCCGCUGAGGACGCGCAGCUGAAUGUGAACAUUGUGGAUCCAAGCAGCUUUCAAGAGAGGAGGUGAACGCACCUUGCAUCCAGCCAUGGGAGGUCAGAUCACCAGACAUACCUUCUGCGAUUCUCUGAACGGACCGUUUCCCGCAACCUCCCACCGAUGCCACCACAAGCCCAAGCGCUGCCUGCCCAUCCAGCCAUGUGGAAGUUUGUCCUCCUUCCCUCUGCUCUUUCACCCCAGCACCAAGGGCUCACAGAUCGUCAUGGACAUGUCCCAGAGGACCGUCAAGAGACAGGCCAGCUUCUGCAAUGCCAUCACCUUCAGCAACAGGUCCAUCGCUGUGUACGAGCAAGUUCGACUGAAGAUCACCAAAAAGCAGUGCUGCUGGAGCGGUGCUCUCCGUCUUGGUUUUACAUCCAAAGACCCAUCGAGGAUCAAUCCAGACACCUUGCCCAAGUACGCCUGCCCCGACCUGGUCUCCCAGAGCGGCUUCUGGGCAAAAGCCCUACCAGAGGAGCUCUCUAAUGAGGGAAACGUCAUCUCCUUUUGGGUGGAUAAGAGAGGCCGGGUGUUCUACAGAAUAAAUGACUCCAGCCCUGUGUUGUUCUUCAGCGGGGUACAUGUCGCCGAACCUCUCUGGGCUCUCAUAGACGUGUACGGCUUAACAAGAGGUGUCCAGUUGCUAGACAGUGAGAUGGUCCCACUGGACUGCAUGCGUCCUCGCUCUUUUGCUGCCGCCCACCGGGCCUCCAUUCAGCGGAACAGCGAUGACCCUCGCCUCUCCAUCAGCCUGUGCGACUUGAGCCUGCAGCAGCAAGAGAUGCAUCUCGAGGAGGAUGAUGAGGAAGAGGAGCAGCUACAGCCGUUAAGCUCCUCCUCCUGCCAUGUGCCCCAAAACUCUCAGAACUCGCAGCAAUGCUCGCUGCUGCCCAGCCAUUUGGACACUGAUCUGCACUUUCACUCCAUGCAUGGCAUCCAUGUUACCGUGCUGGAUAAGCACACGAUGGCGCGGCUGGAUCACCGUGGUGACGAGAGGACGCUGGUGUUCACCAGCCGGCCGAUGCGCUGCUCAGAGACUGUGUUUGUGAAGGUGAAAGCGGGCGUCACGCGGCCCGGCUGCCUUUCUUACGGUGUGACAUCCUGCGACCCAGCCACGCUGAGGCCCAGUGACCUUCCCUCCAACCCAGAGUCCCUGGUUGAUCGCAAGGAAUUCUGGGCUGUGUGCCGGGUGGCGGUGCCACUCCACAGUGGAGAUAUCUUGGGCUUUGUGGUGAAUGCAGAGGGGGAGGUUAUAAUGAGCCAUAAUGGCGUCAGUGCAGGGAUGCAGCUGUGUGUCGACAACUCCAGGCCCCUCUGGAUGUUCUACGGUCUGCACGGCGCCAUCACACAACUCAGGAUUUUAGGCUCUUCUCUGCAUCCAGACCUUCGAGGCCCAUCGGUGCCCAGCUCCCCAUCAUGUACACCAAACACCCCUAUCAUGUUUUUCAGUGGCAACUCCGAGUCCAACCUCAACAACCCUAUGAACAUCAACCUCAACUCAAGCCUUAAUUCCAACUACCACACGUUAUUUUCUUCCUCUACAGGUACGACCCCGAGCUCUCCGUUCUCUAGCCAUCCAGAAUCCCCUACCUUCCCAUCCUGCUCGUGGAGUGACGAGUGCACCAUCUGCUACGAGAACGCGGUGGACACGGUCCUCUACGCCUGUGGACACAUGUGUCUCUGCUACGCCUGCGGCCUCAAACUGAAGAAGAUGGCCAACGCAUGCUGCCCCAUCUGCAGGAGGACAAUCAAAGACAUCAUCAAGACCUACCGGAGCACGUAGACUUGAGGAAGACAAUGUCAGGUUCAGCUCAAGACAUUGUCAAAGCCAUGCUAAGACUUUGUAAAGACACAGCACAAGUGAAAGUCCUGCUUGUUUGUGUGUGUAAUCAGGCUCAGGUACUCUACGACAGGACUUCACACUCGAUCAUUAAAACAUUUUGAUUAUGUUACAUCUAAUGCACACUUCCUUUGAAAGCUCACGACGGUUCCAACGAGAUUCAUCAGACUGCUGAAAAAGAGUGGGGUCAUCAAAAACUAAACAUGUGCUCCUGCAACACCAGCACAACAUAACACCUUGACCCAAUUCUGCUGAAGAGAAAGAGUAAUCUGAAGAGGCAUCUGUCCUACUUCCUGCGGAGUAAACCUUCAUUCUUUUAGUAAAAUUGUCCAGAGCCACGGAAAAAAACAAGGGGAAUAAAUCUGCGGUUUCACCAGCUGCUCCUCUGCUGCUUGUCAGGGAGCUUUGGGUCAAAGUGUUACUUCAGAAAAACAAUCAAUUCUUUUCUAAAUCUGAGAGAAAAUCAGGGCAAGAUUGUUUUAUUUGAGAUUUCUAGAAGGCUCCCAGAUACCGGAAAGAAAUGAGUGGAAAGGCAGAGAAAGAGUUUUUGUAGUGAAAAUGCUCCUCCAGCAAUAACACACAGUGAAAUGCCUAAAUCUAAAGGGCAAAGAAAUCCAUAAAGAAAGUUGGUUGUGUAAUAAAUGAAGUGCUUUGCAGACUAUCUCGCCACCUGCUGCGCCUCUGUGAACUUCAGGCAGGGCGAGACUGUGCAAAGGGUAAAAAAGUGAGAACGUUGUCACCAUAGAAGGUCACGCUUGCUGUGAAUGAGGAUGUAAAUCAGUGAAGAGGGAGGAAGGAAGAAAGAGGACGUUGCAUGUUUGGGAUAGAGACGGAAGAACAAGGGGCAUCUUUGCUGCGACUGUUUCAGUGUAAAAAAAAAAGUGUACGCUCGCUCAGACAUACCACAUACAUCUGAAGUUCGCAUGAAAGCCCGUGAAAUGUGGGACUUGCACGGCCAACAUGUCCUGCUUCUUGGCAGCUGUCCCCACCAUCUCUGGCUGCUCCGUGCACUGCCUGGAUUUUGUAAUUGCACAAAAGUCAUCCAAAUAAACACUGGUGGGCAGGGAAGUAUUUUCAAGAUGCUGAAAGAGCACAUUAGAUGAUGAAUCGACCUCUUCAUCGCAGCAAGAAAUCCCAUGUAAGUUUCAGAUGGUUCUGCUUACUUCAGGUUCUCUUUCAUAUAUAUAUAUAUAUAAUUAAAACGUGAAUAUUUGCUUUUAGUGACGACGCAUUUAUGUACAUUGUGUCUUCAAGUGCACACAAUUUCACACAUGUGCGGUCAAUGACAAGGAUGUAGCUUGUUAUUGUGAGAAUUUGCAUAUCAGUUUCUGAGUGCUGCACUUCGCCGGUAAAAGCAAACUCCAAGGACAUUUUCCCUCGACUAAUGUCAUGCAUUUAUGUACUGCUUUGAAUUGUUAAGAAAUUUUCAGGUGUUACUCUGGCCUCGCAGAAACAUUACUUAGUCAUUUUAAAGUAGUAAGUAAGUCUGAUUUGUUUUCAAGGUGUUCAAGUUUGUCAUCUCGUCACUGUGGAGGGAAAAUGUGCGGUUGUGUUGUGUAACAAUUGAAUGACGGCUACGUUUUCUUGUGUGCCUUUAAAAAGAGAAGUCUGGACAAACUUUGGUGUGUUACACUCCUCACUGUGAAAACCAGGAGGAAUACCGAGGUUCAUCUUCAUCUUAAAGUCACUCUUUCGUGGUUGUGAUGCCUCUGACGUGAGCAGGUGUAACUAACGCAGCUUGCAGAUACAAAGCUAUCGUGUUUGGCACGAAAGCAGAUACUUCAGUGUGCUUAAUAUCAGUGCGUGCAUUUAUUCACUGCUAAAGAUGAAAUGUUUAAAUAUCACCUUGUUCCCUCUGUCUCUGCGUUGCAUAAUACUGGAAUUUUAUUGUGAGUGUUGAGAGAUGCUCAGCUUUGACAUGUCUACCUGGUUUCUUUUUUCUUUCUGACCAAAUAUGACCUAGCAGAAAUCAAACAUUGUGGAACAUUUUUAAUAGAAAAAAAUAUAUAGUACUGAGGAGUGUUAUAUUAACUGUACAUUAUGAGGUUUAUUUAUUUAUCAAUGCUUCUAUAAAGAAUUAUCACUGUUAGUUUCAUAUGUGUGGCUAUAGUGUCCAAAAUGUAAGAAAUAUUGUUUAUUUUAAGCUGCAUAGUGGAAGACUACAGAAAACUUUAUUCCCCCGAAAGGCCCUGUGGUUGUGUCAGCUGAUUUACUCUUUAAGAAGUACUUUGACAUUUUGGGAACUGCUUAUCCACUUUGUGGUAGAGAGUUAGAUGAGAAGAUCAAUACCACUCUCCAGUGGCUGCAUGCAGCUACGUGCAUUAACUCAAGCACUGUACUUAACUACAACUUCACUUGAGUAUUCACAAAUUAUACUUAUACUCCACUGUAUUUCAAAAGGAAUGUUGUACUUUUAGUCGCUCUAGACAGUGAUGUCAAAGCUCUAGUUGCCUGCUACGCUCCAUAUUAUCUGAUAAAAUAUGAGUUCAUUCUCGACCAUGCUGCAGCUUUGAACAGCUGUAUACACACCAAUGCACCAGUUUAAAAAUUACUGCAACAACAGGACAUUUUCCUAACAUGGUGACUAUACUUCUUAACUUCAAUUUAAGCCAUUCUCAGGAUGUAGGCUUUCACGUGUAGUAGAGUAUUUUGACACUGAGAUAUCAGCACAUCACAUAUGGAUUUAGCUGAAAUAUAAUGCAUAAAAUGACAAAAUGGAAACGCAGUGUUACCUGAAUACGCAGCUUCACUGGUUUUACGAAGCUUGAGGAGUCAGGAAGUUGAGUAUUUCCCUCAGACGUUCACAGAGACCAAAAAUAGGACGCUAAAUGUACUGGACUCAACAUUCAUCAGGUGAGCAGGAACACAACUCCAGAUAAAUAGCAUUGUUUCUGCAUAAAUGCUGGAUGUGGAAAUGUGAAACCAAGUUCAACUACGUUUAAAGUUAAUGUCAUGUCAGUGUUUUAUUUACAACUUGUGGCCAAAUAAUCCGAAAAUAACGCGACCUGCUACACCUUAGCUUAGCAAACCGACCGGAAACAGCUGGUGCGAGCUUGUUCUCCACCCACCCAUUACACCGUUUUAUCCUCACUGGGGUCACGGGGGGUGCCGGAGCCUAUCCCAGCCGACUCGGGCGAAGGCAGGGGGCACCCCGGACAGGUCGCCAGUCUGUCGCAGGGCUACAUACACAGACGAACAAUCACACUCACACUCGGGCAAUUUAGAGUAUCCAAUUAACCUCAGCAUAUUUUUGGACUGUGGGAGGAAGCCGGAGUGCCCGGAGAAAACCCACGCACAGGGAGAACAUGCAAACUCCAUGCAGAAAGAUCCCCGGGAAUCGAACCGGGGAUCUUCUUGCUGCAAGACGAAAGUCAGUGUUUCCCCUGGGUUGAAAUGGCUGUGAGGCGGUGGGGUGUAGGCAAGCUUGUUCUGAUUAAUCCGCUUGAUAGCAUGUAGCAACAAAGCACGACCCCUGACUUCCUGUUUAACUUCACUGGUUGCCAGGCAACUGGGUCCUGCCAAAAAUAGUGCACACAAAUUCAGUACGUAACUCAUUGUAAAAAUAAUAAAUUGUCAUUUUCACGCUUUUUUAAAAUCGCAAAUGAAUUAAUAAGCUUUUGUCAUGUCUGUAGGCGUUUUUUUUUUGUUUGUUUUUUUCAUUUAUUUACCUUUGUACGAAGUCACGCUAGCAUCGCCUAUUUCCGGUCUUUGUGCUAACUCACUAGCUGCUAGCAAUAGCACUUUUAUAUGAGAAUGGUAUAGGUAUUUUCAUCAUUUUUUUUUGUUGAUUUCCCAAAAUGCCAAAUGUUUUGCCAUAUACUAAAAUGUGGUUUUAAAAGAGAAUCAAAUGGUUACAGUUGGCAUUCUUUACCUUUACCUUUUGGUAAUAUGUUUGUUCUUCUUGGGUAUAUUUAAAUUGUGUUGUAGUGAGUAGUUCUGGCAGCCUGUUAUAUUUUCAAACGUGACCAAACAUUUUCCAGUCCAAACAAAACAAAACCAGCAAAUAAGCAAAAGUGGGCACUGUGUAUUCUGGACAAGAGAUUAAGAGAAUUGGCUCACAGCUUUGGUUUGCUGGGUUGGGAUUUGUAUUAGUCGUUAAAACAUUCUUAGUGGUUUUUGAAUUUGCUAAUUAUGUUCUGUUUGUUAAAUAAAAUUUAAGUCGUAAUCACUG